Molecule: messenger RNA, 2049 nt
Organism: Jaculus jaculus (lesser Egyptian jerboa)
Lineage: Eukaryota; Metazoa; Chordata; Mammalia; Rodentia; Dipodidae
Product: pre-B-cell leukemia transcription factor 2-like
Biological process (GO): embryonic organ development; eye development; brain development
Cellular component (GO): nucleus
Molecular function (GO): DNA-binding transcription factor activity, RNA polymerase II-specific; RNA polymerase II cis-regulatory region sequence-specific DNA binding
Source: RefSeq, a predicted model, not a curated record
AUGGACGAGCGGCUACUGGGGCCGCCCCCUCCAGGCGGGGGCCGGGGAAGCCUGGGGUUGGUGGGUGGUGAGCCGGGGGGACCUGGAGAGCCUCCCGGUGGCGGAGGAGACCCCGAUGGGGGGGGGGCCCCGGGGGGCCGAGGGAAGCAAGACAUCGGGGACAUUCUACAGCAGAUAAUGACCAUCACCGACCAGAGCCUGGAUGAGGCCCAGGCCAAGAAACAUGCUCUAAACUGCCACCGAAUGAAGCCUGCUCUCUUUAGUGUCCUGUGUGAAAUCAAAGAGAAAACCGGCCUCAGCAUUCGAAGCUCCCAGGAGGAGGAGCUGGUGGACCCGCAGCUGAUGCGCUUGGACAACAUGCUUCUGGCAGAGGGUGUGGCUGGGCCUGAAAAAGGGGGGGGCUCUGCAGCAGCAGCUGCAGCCGCUGCAGCCUCUGGGGGUGGCGUGUCCCCUGACAACUCCAUUGAACACUCGGACUACCGCAGCAAGCUUGCCCAGAUCCGCCACAUCUACCACUCGGAGCUGGAGAAGUAUGAGCAGGCAUGUAACAAGUUCACAACCCAUGUCAUGAACCUGCUGAGGGAACAGAGCCGCACCAGGCCCGUGGCCCCCAAGGAGAUGGAGCGAAUGGUGAGCAUCAUCCAUCACAAGUUCAGCGCCAUCCAGAUGCAGCUCAAGCAGAGCACCUGCGAGGCUGUCAUGAUCCUGUGCUCCCGCUUCCUGGAUGCCAGACGGAAACGCCGGAACUUCAGCAAACAGGCCACUGAGAUCCUGAACGAAUAUUUCUACUCCCACCUGAGUAACCCAUACCCCAGUGAGGAGGCUAAGGAAGAGCUCGCCAAGAAGUGUGGCAUCACCGUCUCUCAGGUCUCCAACUGGUUUGGCAACAAGCGGAUUUGCUAUAAGAAAAACAUUGGAAAGUUCCAGGAGGAGGCAAAUAUCUAUGCUGUGAAGAUGGCCGUGUCAGUUGCCCAGGGAGGCCACAGCCGCACCAGUUCCCCUACACCCCCUUCCUCUGCAGGCUCUGGCGGCUCUUUCAAUCUCUCAGGAUCCGGAGACAUGUUUCUGGGAAUUCCUGGCCUCAAUGGAGACUCCUAUUCUACUUCCCAGGUGGAAUCACUCCGACACUCCAUGGGGCCAGGGAGCUACGGGGAUAGCCUUGGGGGAGGCCAGAUGUACAGUCCUCGGGAGAUGCGGGCCAAUGGUGGCUGGCAGGAAGCUGUGACCCCAUCCUCAGUGACAUCCCCAACAGAGGGACCAGGAAGUGUUCAUUCUGACACCUCCAACUAAUACCACCCCUCAGGGUCUUAGGAGUGGGCGCUCCCACAAGACCACUCUUGAAGAGGACACAGGCAUCUAGAGGACAAACCCCAAACAGAAGCACAAAACAGAAGGGCAAAUGGGGUUGUGCCCUCCCUGACUAGACUGCAGUGCUGGGGUGCUGACUACGUGGCAGGGAGAAUGGGGCUCCUAAGGGAAGAGUGGGGUCUGUCUCCCCUUUACUUUCCUUUUUCCGGUCUUUCUCUUCUCCCUUGUCUUACGCAGAAGAUACCUAUUUUAGAAUCCUCUCUUCCUCUCUCAUAUACACACCCACAUACAACUAUUCUGUUUGUUUCUCUGGGCUCCCUGCCCUCCCCCAACUUUCCCUUCCCCACCCCACUUAUAUGCUCUGGAAUCUGGAGACGUCAGCCCUGCCCGACCCAGAGAUGCCAAAAAUGGGGACUCCUGGACAGAGGACAUGGGCCACGCCCCUGUGCAUCCCCACUCCCUGCCCCUCCAGACGGCUUUAUUACCUCAUACGCAGCUCAUCUUAAACCAAUAGAAUUGCUCGGUGGACGAGAGUGUCUGACUCAGAUAUCUACCUCGGAGGGAGUUUCUGCUACUUUAGGGAAUUGUUGACUGGGUUUUAGGGUUUAACUUUUUUUUUUUGUUUGUUUUAAAGAACAGAAACCCUGGGACCCAUCUGUAUUUUGGGGGAUUUUGUUGUUGGUUCCCAACUUUUAAUUUAGUUUUGGGAAGUAGGUGGGUUGUUUUUAUUUUUUAAGUAAG